AUGUCCGACGAGGAAUAUAUCGAGAGCCCCGUCUUCGAGAAGCUUCCAGUCAAGGAGAACGGAGCACCGGCCGCCGACAGCGGGGCACUCUCCGGUGGCGUCGAUGGUGAAAAGGCGACCGCCGAGGCCGCUGACAAGGAGGAGGAGUCCGCCGCCGAUGGUGAGGAGCCCAAGAAGAAGAGCAUCGAAGCAGCUCCAUCUGCUGUUGAGAACGCCGAGGAGGCCGCCGUCGGUGACUCAGCAGAUGCUCCCGCCGUCGGGCCCGUGAAGCGGAAGUUGGACGAGGCCGCCGCUAUAGCCGAUGAGACCGGUGCCACGCCGGAAAAAAAAGCGAAGAUGGAGGAGGAAUGCACAAAGGACGAGGUGUAG
Molecule: messenger RNA, 369 nt
Organism: Drosophila suzukii
Lineage: Eukaryota; Metazoa; Arthropoda; Insecta; Diptera; Drosophilidae
Source: RefSeq, a predicted model, not a curated record